Colletotrichum lupini is the source of this 3231-nucleotide messenger RNA. Its product is annotated as DNA repair protein Rad26. The coding region runs from base 1 to 3231 and encodes 1076 amino acids. Lineage: Eukaryota; Fungi; Ascomycota; Sordariomycetes; Glomerellales; Glomerellaceae. The record is from RefSeq and is a predicted model, not a curated record. The transcript is spliced from 8 exons.
AUGGACGAAUUCAACGAUGACGACUUUGAUGAUUUGAACGACACCACUCUCCAGGAGCUUGAGAACAACGCCAUUCAAUUCACACAAGCACAAAGAAAACAGGACUCCCAGUCUCAAACUCUACCUCCGCACCAUGACCCUUCCCAAGUCGAGAACUACGAUGACUUAGAGUUCGAAGAUGACGACCUCGACGAUGCCGAAGUCACCAACGAACUUCUACCUCCCGUUACUCGCCCCUCCGUAGACAAGACCAUCUCCCAACAACAGCAACAGCAACAUCAACACCAGCAUCCGCCCCAGCCGCUUGCAGCCAGGCACCCGCCUCUACCACCUCAACAGAGAUGGAAUCCUCCACCAGCCCAUGCAAACCCUCCGACCCUCUCCUCGCGGCCGCGAUACCCUCCCCCCGUGCCAACCUACAACGCCUCUGUAGCCUCACAGCGUUUCCAGCCUGCCCACCCUGCAGCUCCGUAUCGACCUCCACCAAGCCAAUUCGUCCGACCAGCACCUCCUUCGUCCGCUCGCUUCAAUCCCCCGCAAUCCCAGUCGCAGUUGCACGCGGCACCUGGUAACGAUGUCAUUGCAGCGCUCCAGCAACGGCUCAGGGCCCUCGAAUCUGAGCUAAACUCUGCACGAGGCGAGGCCUCCAUCAUACGAACAAAUUCAACCAAGGCGGAACAGGAUCACGCAGCCGAGGUUUCCCGCCUCAAAAAACAGAAUGCCGAACAAGCUGCCAGGCAAGAGAGGGCUGUGGAAGCCGCCAUUGCGGCUGAAAGGCAAGCCACCACGGAGUUACAAUUCCUCCAAAGGGACAUGAAGGAUGCUUCGACCCGCCCUCGCCGAAGAGAGAAUGCGCCCGUGUCCGCCGCGCCAGGAACCACCACACCUAAGAAGGCUGCCAAAACCUGGGGCGUUGCGGACGGAUUUGACGAUAUGGACAUCGCUCCAAGUCCAACCAAGAACAGAGGCAAAACUCGGGACCCCGGACCUGUUGCUAUUCCAUUGUCGGAGAGGACGCCCACCAAAGGCAAACGGAAACGGCCACCAGUCGAUAGUCCCGUCAUGGCUCUGGAGACAGACGCUCAAGACGUAAUCAUGGUUGAUGACACAGGGACCACCGCCAUUCCAGUCCAGUAUCCAGGCCCUGCACCUACUACUCUCCCUUUCGAGUUUCUCCAAGUCAUAUUAGACCAUGGCUCCUUGCAUGGGGAACCACCGACUUUUGACAUAUUAUCACGAUACGCAUACCCGUCCGAUCCGACCACGUCUUUUGCAUCCUUCAUUUUCCAGCAUUUGCCUCUCAUGGGCACGCCGCUGAAUCCGGUCCAACUUCUGGUAGACUUCGCCCGUCUUGUAAUUCAGAUGUGGAGCCAGUGUUUGAGAGAGAAUUUCUUGCGGCCAAUUUGGGACCUAGCCUCACUCCUCUCCUUUACUCUGCAGCUCCAGACCAUAUCAGUGGUCCCGCAGAUCGUCAGUGACUUGGUUCCUACGCUGCAACAGUCUAUUUAUUUAGUUGCAGAAGCUCGAUUCAAGAGCCAGGAUGGCGAUGUGUCAGCAGGGGCAGCCACAGAAACCCUGCAGCAGCACGUCGAUACUACGUACAUCCUGUCUUUGCUGAACGCCUCUGCCGCAGCCUGCGCUACGACAAUGCUCGAAGCAGACGGCGGUGCGCAGACGAGACAAGCCGAAUUUUGGCAGCUGAUCACUCUUGAUCUAGUUCUCAUCCUUCUCACCCCCAAACAACAGCUGGACGACAUCAUCGGCAUGCUUGAUAUGCUGUGCACUUCUACCCUCCCAGAUUCCCUUGGCCCCAUCAUCCUAGGCAAAGACGCCGACCUAGCUGCUAGAAUGAUCAUCGACAAGGUUUCUCUCAACCUAGUCGACUUACCUAGAGCAGUGUCGUCUGUAAGCCAGAAGCACGCAGUAAGAUUCGCAGUCUUACGAACACUCAUGGCCUUUACCCGUACCCCGUAUGGAGCACGACAGGUCGCGGGCCACGUCAGUGUCAUACCCCGGUUAGUCACAGCUCUGGGCGAGCUUGUCGAUGUUUUGUACGACCUUUCGGACCCCGUAGUGGAUACCUCCAGUGGCGGUCUCUCCCCUUCACACAUGAACUUGGCCGUGGGUACUACCCCGGACGAUCGCCGCGAUGGUGUAAACGACUUGGACGACGGCCGAAGUGGCGUCUCCUUGUUGGUAUCUCAGAUCAUUCUGCUUCUCCAUACCAUGGUAACAGAUCCGCAGACGGCCAACGUCGCAAACAUCCUCUCAAAGCUCUCCAUGUCCCAUGGCGGCUCUCAACGGUACAUCCUUUCCUUGUCACGACUUAACUUUGCAGAAGAGGAUUUGGUCUAUGAGAACGCGAUAGACGCGGAUACUGUUGAUCGAGCUCAUGAGUUAUUGGAGAUUGCCGUGACCCCUGACGAGGGCGAUAGUAUCGCCAUUUCGUUUGGGUUCACCUACCCCAAGUGGCAUCGGUCAUUUUGGAACUCGCAGUAUCCGGAUGCCAGGACCCUGGGCUCGCUUCUCAACGACAACGAAUGCAGGUAUGCCAAGGGCGCCCUAACAUCGUACUCGGCUUCGUUUAGUACGAAGGCAAUCAGCAAAUGUAUCAUCACAUUGGCCGUCGCUAGACUGAAGCGGCCCACACACGAUCGAGAAUGUGGAGAGUCAUGCAUCACGUCGCCGCGAUCUGAUUUGCAGGACCCUUUAGAGACCAUCGGACUGAUUAGGAAUCGUCUCCAAACUUUCUUCGAUUAUAGAAAUUCGGCCGAGAAACGUGGACCACAAGCUUCACAUUACCCCCAGGAGGGCCCCACACCACGAGAGAUGCUCGGACCCCGUGGACUAAGAGUUACUCGAUUCGGAUGUGCUGAUCCCCAAGCUCUGCGAUGGCGUCGAAACAGAUCGUUUACUUCAGGCAAAGCCUUUGCUCUUCAGCUUAGCGCCUACCAGUCAUCGCCCAAUUCAGCGCGCGCCCCUGAGUCAAGAGGAAGCAUCUCGUCCGAUAAAGCAGCCACUUGGGAUGGUUCGUCCAAACCACGCCUGGGUCCGAGCCCGGAUGACAACAACAACAAUACCACGGUCACUUUCGCGGGACUCGAGGUAGGCGGAUCGGAGUCAAAGACCACCACUCAGCAAGACAAGCGGGCUGAAGUCUCCGAUGGAGGAACCCCUCCUCCUGAAGACCCCUCGCACCCCAUCAUGAACAGCAUAUAUGAUGCGACUUGA